Pipistrellus nathusii (Nathusius's pipistrelle) is the source of this 1623-nucleotide messenger RNA. The record is from the annotation of a GenBank genome assembly. Lineage: Eukaryota; Metazoa; Chordata; Mammalia; Chiroptera; Vespertilionidae.
AUGGCUCUAACGCGGCCUCCGCGGCUCUCGCUGCUUGCGGCUCAGUGGUUUCUGGCGCCCCGACGGAACCUGACGACGGCUAGCGGUCCCGACGAGCCCCUGCCCGUGGUGCGCAUCCCGCGAGCUCUCCAGCGGCUGCAGGAGCAGCGGAAGGGCUCGCGGCGGAGCUCCACGCGACCGGCGCUGGUGCGCCCCGGCCGGCUGCUGAUCUCGGCGCGGCGGCCGGAGUUUAACCAGCCGGCGCGCCUCACGCUGGGUCGUUGGGAGACGGCGCCCCUCGCCUCGCGGGGCUGGAAGCACCGGCGCUCCCGCUCGGAUCACUUCUCCAUCGAGCGCGCGCAACACGAGACGCCAGCCUUGCGGAACCGCUUGUCGUGCGAGGACAGCUUCGCGGACCUGGGUCUGCUGCCGCGGGUACUGCAGGCGCUGCAGGAGGUGGCCCCCGAAGUCGUUCGGCCCACCACGGUGCAGUCGAGCGCCAUCCCCCCGAUACUGAGAGGCCGCCACAUCCUCUGCGCAGCGGAAACAGGCAGUGGCAAGACUCUCAGUUAUCUGCUGCCUCUCUUUCAACAGCUCUUGGGCCGACCACGCCUGGACUCCGGCAGUGUCCCUGCUCCCCGAGGUCUGGUCCUGGUGCCUUCGCGAGAAUUAGCCCAGCAGGUGCAGGCUGUGGCCCUGCCCCUAGGCAGGUCCUUGGGACUCCAGGUGCAGGAGUUAGAGGGAGGCCGUGGCAUGAGUAGGGUCACGAAGCAACUGUCUAGGCAGCCUCCGGCUGAUAUGCUAGUAGCCACUCCGGGGGCUUUGUGGAAGGCUCUGAAACGUAAACUGAUCAACCUAGACCGGCUGUCCUUCUUGGUAUUGGAUGAGGCAGAUACCCUAUUGGAUGAAAGUUUCCUGGAACUCGUGGAGUACAUCUUGGGGAGGAGCAAUAUAGCAGAAGGCUCAGAUGACUUAAAAGACCCCUUCAAUCCCAAAGCUCAGUUGGUGCUGGUAGGGGCUACAUUUCCCAAAAGUGCAGGUCAGCUGCUGAGUAAAAUCUCUGACUCGGACUCUCUAACCACCAUCACCAGCCCCAAGCUCCAUUGCAUCAUGCCUCAUGUCAAACAGAUGUUUAUGAGACUGAAGGGAGCAGAGAAGGUCCCUGAGCUGGUGCAGAUCCUCAAGAAGCACGACAGAGCAGAUAAGACUGGCUCCUCGGGAACUGUGUUGGUGUUCUGUAACAGCUCCAGCACUGUGAACUGGCUGGGAUACAUUCUGGAUGACCACAAAAUCCAGCACCUAAGACUGCAGGGACAAAUGCCGGCCGCCAUGAGGACAGGUAUCUUCAGGAGCUUCCAGAAGGGCUUCCGAGACAUACUUCUCUGCACAGACAUAGCCUCCCGGGGCCUGGACAGUACCCAGGUGGAGCUGGUUGUCAAUUACGAUUUCCCCCCCACCCUGCAAGACUACAUCCACAGAGCGGGAAGGGUGGGCCGAGUAGGGAGUGAGGUGCCAGGCACCGUCAUCAGCUUUGUUACCCACCCCUGGGAUGUGAGCCUCGUUCAGAAGAUUGAGCUGGCAGCUCGCCGGAAGAGAAGCCUUCCAGGACUAGGGUCCCUACUUGACAUGAAUGCAGAGUCCUAG